Molecule: messenger RNA, 763 nt
Organism: Paramecium sonneborni
Lineage: Eukaryota; Ciliophora; Oligohymenophorea; Peniculida; Parameciidae
Source: the annotation of a GenBank genome assembly
AAGUUAAGGAGCAGAAAUAAUUGAGGUUAUUGUUUGUUUGAUAAGUAGAAGCAGGACAUUAAUCUACGCAUUGCCAAUUAAUCAUGUCAUAAAUUUAUGAUCCACAAUUACUCACACAAUAAUUGUUUUUUAAAUAAGUUUUACGGUAGCAAGAAAGACACUAAUUCUCUUCUGGUCCUGAACAAGUUUUACAGUUGUAGUAGCAUUCAAAACAAUCCCUUCCUAUACAAUAAGCUCCUUCUUAAGGAAUAGUUUCAUAGCACUAAUUAGAAUAAGAAUAGAUAUAUGUGGCAUAUAUCUAACCACAUUAUUCAACACAAGCAUAUAUACUUUAAUCUUUAUUUAUAAUAGUGUAACCAGAGGAACAAGAUCCUUCACAUUUCCAAUUCACAUAGUUCUAAUAUUUAGUGUUACAUGAAUCAAAACAAUCACUAUCUUAUAAAAACUACAUGAAAUUGCAAGAAGUACAAAAACUUGCAAAAUUUUAACAAGUAUAACAAUUACUGUUACAAGGAGUACAUUCUAAAGUUGCAGGGUGCCCAUAGUAUCCAUCAUCACAAGGCUACAUACAUCGAUGACUAUCAGAUUAAUGAAGGUAAGUUUGGUAAAUCUUGUUUGCUUUAAUAUAUCCACAUUUCUUGGAAAAACACUAAUUGAUUGAAUAACCGUUGAAAUUGUUGUUCUAAUAAAUUAGAUCAUCUGGAUUACAAUUAGAUACACAGUAACUUUCAGUUUCAUCUAUUAUUUAAAGGAAUUUAGGAGA